AUGUCAUUUUUUGAGACUUCCAAGCAGCCAUACAUCCUACGACAGCGGAAACCCCCGGGCCAAACUGCUCAAAUGGGCUCUUCUAUUGGCACUGGUAGCCUUUUUGCACUACAUGACGAACCACGACGAGUCUCAACGAGUGUAGCUUUCGCCAAGACACCCCGACGUAAAGUUGCAGUGGCAAUUCCCGCUCUACCGUCUUUGUCACACACUCUUCCGUCGUUACACCAAGCUCCAAGUGAGACUCGACAAGCUGACUUCACUCCCAUCGCACCCAGUACACCUCGCUCUUCACAGUCCAGAAACAGAUCGCCGCGCUUUUCAGCAGCACUGAAGAAACUCAUCCGGUGA
Molecule: messenger RNA, 351 nt
Organism: Phytophthora infestans T30-4
Lineage: Eukaryota; Oomycota; Peronosporomycetes; Peronosporales; Peronosporaceae
Exons: 1
Coding region: 1-351 (116 amino acids)
Source: RefSeq, a predicted model, not a curated record